Messenger RNA from Dermacentor silvarum, 10733 nucleotides. Its product is annotated as sorting nexin-13. NCBI's taxonomy places the organism in Eukaryota, Metazoa, Arthropoda, Arachnida, Ixodida, Ixodidae. Gene Ontology annotation, molecular function: phosphatidylinositol binding. The coding region runs from base 246 to 3353 and encodes 1035 amino acids. The record is from RefSeq and is a predicted model, not a curated record. Gene Ontology annotation, cellular component: early endosome. The transcript is spliced from 25 exons.
UGACUCACUAGAAUAUCAUCCUAUCAUCUUCACUUCCUUUCUAAGGAGUCUGCAGUAUCAUUUAAGCUUGACACAUUUAUUUACAGUCCACAAAAAUCUGUUACAGAAUUAAAUGAGCAAUCCAUAUUUGCAUCCUCAAAUAUUCUAGUUAGGAUUUAUUUUGCAAUAGGGUCAGUGUAGUCCGUAUGUCUGCUUGCUUUCGUGAGUUGGUUUCAUAUUCCUCCCUCUACUUUGUAGUUUAGUUUAUGCGGCAGUCAACACCAUUUAAGUUUCAAUUCACAAUGUCACUGAUUGUACACAGAGUACUUCUCUUGACUUACCUACCCCCUUUUCUUUUUCUCCAUGCUUGUGCUACCAAGAACAAAAAUUAUGGCUUUGUUUACACUAGUACAAGCCAUUUAGUAAUUUUGUCGUGCAAGAUGUCGCUGGGAGCCUUAGGCUGGGUGGGGUUGGCCAUAGUUCUUUUCUGGUCAUCAUUUGGAUUUUGGGCCUGCCUUUUACUCCCGCUCUGCAUUUUCGUAACAAUUUUAGGCAUCAUAUUUAUGGGCUACCUGAUGGAGUAUCGGCAACAGCUAGAGCCAUCCUAUGACCCUGCUUCACCACACAUUCCUGAAAACCACUGCAUCAAAGGCCUUCCUCAAAUUACAACAGCCAUUCUAAAACCACCGAAGAAGACUCGCUAUGUACGGUAUUUGACCGGGCACCCAGCCAUAGAUGACCCAUUAUCAGAGGUUUUGAACUACAUUCUGCGGGACUACAUAUACAACUGGUAUCUUGACCUGUCCAAUGAUGAGGCUUUCACGGACCACAUCCGAGAUCUUGUUCACCAAGUGAUUGUUAAUCUGUCAAUGAGGGCCAAAGGGGUGGAUUGGGUCCAGUACCUCACCAUUCAACUAGUCGACGAUUUUGCAUCCCAUCUGCGCCUGUUUCGCCAAGCGCAGACUAGGCUCAAGCUUAAGAAAGAUGAUGAUUUCGGAGGAAAAGCCCCAGAUUUGCUUACAUUGUUCUUCAGUUUAGAAACUACCAUGGAGCGUAGCAUGUGCCGUGAUCUAGUCUGCAUUUCAAAAGAGCGGGAAAUGGAGUACCUCCAACAAGUCGGAGAAGUGCUUCUUUACUUGGUUUUGCCUCCGGAAGACUUCCAAAAUAAAGUCAUGAGGAUAUUCCUACGAGAGCUUCUUGUGAACACAGUGCUGCUGCCUGUGAUAGACCUUGUCUCAGACCCUGACUAUGUAAAUCAAAGCAUUGUCUGGAUGUGCAGGGCUUCUAACAACAUUCCCACAAGUGAUGAGUUCCUGACUGUAUUGAAGUGCACUGACAACAUAAGUGAGCUGGAAGCUGUCAAAGAAAUCGUCCUCCAGGAAAUUGCUGUUCAGCGCUCAAAAGACACUGGAGGCGAUGACGAUACUGUGAUCAAAAAGCAGCUGAACAGCCUGCAUUAUGUGAAAAAGGUUGUGGAGAACAGGCUUCAGCGUCUCUAUGAUGGAAGCCUUGACACAGAUUCCACUGGUCUACCUUCCCAAAUUGACUGGAAGAAGCUGACAGCUCCAGGAGUUGAGUUAUUCCAAUUGCCAUUUGAUGUUGUUCUGGCAAACAACAUUGCAUUAUCUUAUUUCAUAGAGUACAUGACCAGUAUUGGAGCACAAAAAUACAUCUCAUUUUACCUUCAUGCUGAGGGCUUCAAAGUGUCAGCGGAACAGCUACUAAGCCAAGCCCAUACUGAAGACAGAAACACAAAUCUUGAAUCUCUAAGGGAAGCUGCAGCUAACAUUUACGACACGUACAUCUCUGAAACAGCCACAUCCAGGAUCAACAUUGAUGAAGUACUGGCUAAGAAGCUGCUUCGAAAGCUUCGAGUUGAGACGCCAGACGAGUUCUGGUUUGAUGACAUCCAGCAGAAGGUGGCUCAGAUCAUGCAGGAGGAGCAGCAUUUUCCUAGCUUCAUGAAGUCUGAGGGCUACAUCAAGUUGCUAGCUGAGCUUGACCUCCUGAAGGAUUUCGGCUCCAAGUCGGAUGAAGAAGAUUCCUUCAGUGGAGCCAAGUCCGCGGGGAGUGGGGAUGACUGUGGCAGCCUCAACUCCCUGGAACAGGAGGACGAGCCCAUUGAGUUUCUCAUUAAGGAGAUGCCCUCGGAACCUCCUGAUGCUUCCGAGUCCUCCACCAACAACAAGAUGCCAGGAAUGUUGCUGCUUGCCAACAUAUACAACACAGGAAUAGUGCGGCAGUCCAGCACAGCAUAUGCCCUGUAUGCAAUAUCUGUGACGCGCCGUGAGCUACAGAGUACGGAGGAGCGUUGGUGUGUCUUCAGGAGGUACAGCGACUUUGACGACUUCCACAUCCUCAUCUUGGAAAAGUUUCCAAAGUUGUCUAAGUUGCCUUUCCCUGGGAAGAAGACCUUCAACAACCUGAGCCUUCAAUUCUUGGAGCAGCGGCGAUCUCAGCUGAAUGAGUUCUUGCAGCAGAUUCUACAUCCUGAUAUCCUGACAGCUAAUCCAGGUCUGCGUGACAUGGUACUGCAUUUCCUUGAGCCAGGCACCUAUGAAAAGGGGAAAAAACAGUUUGCAAGAACGAUGGGCUCUCUAGUCAAUCCAUUCAAGUCAUCAGUGCGCAGCAUGGGCACCAUGGUGAAAAAUGCUCCCGAGAACCUGCUCGAUGGACUGCGCGACAGCAUCGUGAAGGUGCUGCGCAGCCGGCCCACAGCUUCGCCCGUGGACGUCGUGAUUCAGGGCAGUGAGAAAGUGGGUGCUGGCAUCGACAUUGAGACACAAGACAACAUUCCUCUGAGAAUUAUGCUGCUGCUUAUGGACGAAGUGUUUGAUCUAAAAAGCAAGAACCAGUGGCUAAGGCGGCGGAUUGUGGUCAUCCUGAGGCAGAUUAUCAAAGCCACAUUUGGAGACACAAUAAACAGAAAAAUUGUUGACUACGUCGAAUGGAUGGCAUCAACUGAAAAAAUAGCUGAAUACAUCACAGCAUUUAAGGACGCCCUGUGGCCAAACGGUUUCCCAGCCGAGACGCGUCCAGAGAGGGACCAGAACACCAAGAUGAGGACCAGAGUGGCAGCCAAGAUGAUCAUGCUUUGUAGCCUCACAGAUGAGCUGAAGCACAUCAUUGGGAGCGACACGACGCGGCGAGGCAUGCUGUGCGUGUUUGAGAUGUUCCAGCACGCGCCGCUCAAUCGGAGGCUCACAUAUGUCCUGCUGGAGGGCUUCCUCGCUACCCUGUUUCCCAACAACCGCUUCACCGAGCUGUUCCGCAAGAUGCAUGCAGAGUCACCCACCAUAUCGACCACCUCGUUGUCUUCCAAUUCCAGCAGGGAUGUCAUAAGCAUCGGCGCCAGGCGCAUUGAGGUGCGGUGACGUCUGUCCUACGCUACCAUGUGUCAUGUGACAGCCUUGGUUGUUAUUCUCAGCCCUCUUUCCACCAGAAGCUCCCUUCCCCAUCCAUACUUCUGUUGCUCAUUUCAUAUCUCUCUUUUUUCUUUCCUUUUGAUGCAAUUUUCAAGUUGGCUGGCAGGAAAUCCGUAAUUACCCCGCCAUGUGAGCUUGGAUUGUGUUAUGUGAUAGCUUGCGCGCAUCUUUUGCCGCAAGCCUUAAAUAUGAAUCCGCGUAGGAGCAAGUUUGUUGUCUUGCCUCCGUUCUUAUUAUUAUGCUGUGGAAUGACAAACAUGCCUGACACUGCACCGUCUCGCAAACAUUGGCAGUAUAGUUGACAUUGCUGGAUCUGUGAACUGUCAAGAGUCAACAGUGGUGCAGCACUAGUUCCUUUUGGACAUUUAAAAGUCUACAUUUUGUGGUCGUCGCACUUCUCUUGUUUGUUCAAAUAAGACCAACUAUUGAGAAGGUGCUGCCAUGAUGGCCCCUAAGACUUGGGCAUGCUCCAGAAUUUGAUUAACCUGGGUAUAUAUUUGCACAAUGGGCUUUUUUUAGGACAUGUGUCUAUUAUUGCAGAACGUGUGGACAUUUUUUCUUAUACCAAAGUUUUUAUCUUGCUACCAGAUAUUUUUUUUAACAAUGUUUACACUGUUGCUGCUCUCUUUGUUCAUGUGUUAAAUAGUUUAACCGCUAAUCUGGAGCAUAUUGUAUAACUUCGGUAAGUGCAGCUCCUUUGGUCCAUAGGUGAGAUUUUGGAAGAAGCCUUGCUUAUGACAUGCCUGUCCUUAAUGCGUCGGGUUUGUCAUACCGCACGCAUGUUUUAUCAUUUAGGCCCUGUACAGUUACACCCCCCCUUUUUCUUUUCCGCAUCGUUUACACUCGCCCUGCAGUUGUAUGUCCCAUGUUUAAGGUGAUCGUUUUGUGACUGAUGUUCGGGAGUUGGAACUCUCUUGGAACACAAAAUUUGCUGUAUUAUACAUUACAUGUAUACACUCGGGACACGGAUAUAUACUGCAUUUUUGAAGGAUUCAGUAUGCUGAAAAAUAAAGUAUGUAUGUAUUUUUUUAUAAUUUAUGGUUCAGCUAACUUUUUUUUCUUUCCCCAACAUCAUGACCGACGUGCAACCAGGAGGGAAAUAAAAAACGAGACCAUUGUCAUUCAUGUAGCCACUCAUUUCACUAAAGUGUAGAUGAUCUCACCAAAGUAUAUCUGUCUGUGUUUUGCUGAAUUUCGUGGUGGACACUAGAAUGGGAAAAAGAAAAGGUUCUGUCCAUGCAGCAUCCCUGGGCAAUGCUUGGAUACAAGGUUAAUUAUUCCAACCAAUUUCAGCAAGGUUAUUACCUCUCUUGCUGCCUUGCAGCAACAAUAGAUGGGGUUGUUUUGCGAGAACAUUUCAGCAGCCCUGUGUUGUCAUUCAUUAAUGAUUGCAGCAAACAGCCUCGAAAGAUUCCCUUUAAGAGAGUGCCCAGGUCAUAAUGCAAUGUUGCUGUGUAUUUAGUGAUGUAAAUCUGACUAGUUUGUGAGUGCGCAUUGUGAUACGCUUUUGUGUAGUGCAUGAAGGCCAGAGAAAAUUUUCUUCUUUCUCUUUCUUUCUUAUGUAAAUAUGAAGCAUCAACACUUGUCUUCACUAUCGCUCUCCCGUACACAACUUUAUUGACAGUGCAUGUUAAUGGAACACAAUCCACGCAUUUCAGAUAUUUUCAUGAUCCACAUCGACAGAUUUUAGUAAGUGGCGUUGAACGUUAUGCUGACGCGGGCAGCCUAGGUUAUUUCUACUUGAAGCAAGUCUUAAACUGUAUAGAGCAAAUCAUUAGAAUUUGUUCUUACUCAUCUGGCUAAACACAGUGCUGCUCUGCACUGUUUGCAUGGCUCAAUUUAUUCUAUAGAAAUGAUACUGGCAACAUUAUCUCAUUUGAAUGUUAACAAUCACUCGGACGAUGUUGUGGCCGAUCGCGGUACAGCUGAUCCAUUCAAGUGAUAAAGUAAGGUGUGUAAACAAUAGCACAAAAAUAUCUGCAACGUACUUUUGGCAGCAAAGCACGCAUGUUUUCAUUGACACAUUCACUGGAAUCCUUUCUAUCAUGACAAUCACACAACAGCUCCAGAACUUGUGUGUUAGUCACUCCUUUUGAAUGCUACCAGAACCGAGAGCAAGCAGUGGUAUUGCAAGGGGCUUGGCUGUGUUCCAAGUUAGCAGCUUCUGAUUGGAUUCCUGGUUCAACAUGGUGCAUAGAACCGCAAAAAAAUUAUCUCUGAUGCUCCAACACCUGUUCGUAACAUGGCAGAUACCAGGUGUCAAAUGGCAGAUAGGUGUCAGUGCCUGCCAGUUUGUGAAGCCUGCAUUUUACCACCGCUGAUAUGCCACAAACAUUCUCCUGCUAGUGCAUAAGUAAUACCUUCGCUAGGACAUCAUAAAAUGAAGCUGCAGAGCUCUCUGUGUGUUUCACAUACAAGCCUUUGUGAGACGAAAGCGGUUGCUGGCUCCUGCUGUGGAGGUGCUGUGAUGAUUUCAGCAUUCUGAAACUUCAAACUUUAAAUAGCAAGACCAGAAGUUCUCCUCAUUUUUAACUUCUUGCGAGUACUAUAGAUAUGCCGUCGGACCCUUACUACAGGGCUUGAAGUCAAUUCCUGCCACACGCAGUGUCCCAGCUUAACUCUGUGCAAAAUAAUUUUUGGCACUUUAUGUCGUGUCACAUAGUGUUGCCCGUUUACUUUUCACAUUUUAGGCCUAGCAUAUAUCACUAAUGUAGUGCAGCAACGUGAAGGUCAUGUUGUCACACCUAUGAAUGGACAAAAUUUCAACCACAGUGUUAAAAAUUACAGCAGUCGUUUUUCAGUUAACAGCCUCAUGCAUUUCAAAACAUGAACUAAAAUAUGGCUGUGAAUCACAAUUGCAAAGCCAACUGCAAGUGCAUGAUUCUGUAUUUUCGUUGGGGGCGCGGGAAGACAUUUCAUCACUGGUCCCUUACUGCAGCAUUGGGGUAGGAGGGGGCCGAUACUGGGGAACGGCAGAAGGAAAUAUUUAGGGGACGACCUCCCUCCUUGCCACCCCUGCUAACUAGGUAGACAUCACUGCUAUGGUUUCAGCCUUUCAUUAGGAGAGAGGGUCUUGGCUAGUUCAUCAUGCGCAUUCGUUUUAGUGCAUUGUAUCUGCAGCCUGUCAUGGAUAGUCUGCACAUUCAUGACGAACAGGGACAAUUUAGAUUCCCAGUUUAUUGCUUCGAACUCUGCCUUUACUACUGAUGGAGAGAUAGCCAUUGCACUGUUUUCAGACACAACUUCCCAGGAAGCAUUAUUCAUGUCAUCCAUGAAAUCUGUCACUUCAAGUAUCUGAUUGGUCUAUUACUGACAUCCCACCUCAGUGCCAUUUCAGUAGCACAUAGGCUGUUCAUGACAUUUACGAGCCUUACUUCCUACUGUUUACUGUAUUCCCAGCCUAGAAACUGUGGUAUACCAGUGGUUGUGUCCCUAAGCGCUUGCCAGCAGAACACAGGGUGGCGUCCUCUUGUACCUGUCAUCUCGCAGCUUUGCUGAGUACAAGCUGCUGAUGCUUUUCCAUCAAAUGGCAGCUGCAGAACUAGGGAGAGAUAAUAAGGGGAUGCUGGCCUCGUGUGCCUCUGGCAAAUUUGAAAGUUUCCUUCCCCCAUAAGCCAUUAUGGCUAUGUCAGAUGCAUUCACUGCAGAAAGUCCACUUGUAGCAACUAUCGCCUACUAUAUAUUUAGGAAGUAUACUGCUGUGUCGUUCAGCGUGGGCAUGUGUAGUGCAAUGUUGAAAUGGAGUGAACACAGUGGAGAUUAAAAUUAAGCAUCGAGAAGAGGCUUUAACACUUACCGUCAAUAUAAGGCAUGCUUCCCAAAGCAUUGACAAGGCACAUAGAAACAGUUUGGUGUCCAACAAAAUGUUGCUACUGCCAGGACAUUGCAUUGCAUAGAACAUGAAGGUGGCAGUAGGUUUUCAGUACUUUAGUCGCAUUACAUAAGCUGCUUUGAAGUUUUGACCAUUGUGCUGUUACUGCUGCUGUUAGGUAGAAAAACGGUAAAUGCCUAAAAUGAUUUUGAGGUCACUUCACUGUGCCUUUCAUUCUUAACAUUUCACAUCAAACCAGGCUUCACUCUUUAAGCUGCCUGAUCACUGCUGAGAGAAAUUUACGUGGGUUGAAUCUUUCCACUCAUAGAAUUGCAGCUGUAUUUGUAGCCCCACAUCUCAUUGCUGCAAAUUUGUUUGCUUCAGUGAAAAGGUGGACGUGAAACAAUUGCAUUGUAUGUCUAAGAAGUAGAACAGGGCACCCAAAAUGGGCCAGGAAAAUUCAGUCUAAUACUUAAAAUUGGGAUAAAUGUGUAGGAAAGAGGGGGAGGGGAUGGCCUUGCAAGUCCAAUGGGCAUACCUUUCCUGUAUUGUUUUCUAGUUGUGUGCAUCGAAGUUUAUUUUAAUAGUUACAAGUGCGCUUCCACUUACACCUGUCUGCUAACUAUUCAGAUGGCAGACUACUGAUCUGGAAAGUGCAGUGUAGAGUACUAAGCUUGGCAUUUGCUCGUCUUGCCAAUUUUCUUAUUCACAAAUUAACUUUAUAGCGUGCUGUAUCAGAGCCAUGCUUUGAGUGUAAAUUCAGAAUUCUGCAUUUUAUUUUGAGUGCACUACAAGAUGACUCAGUUGCUUGGUUUUUGCACAUUCUGCACUGAACAAGAUAAUGCAACUGCUCUGUGCAGUGAAAUAUUUUUAGUCUAUCACUUUCAGGUAUAUCAUUCUUUUUGCAUUUAGGUUGACAAAACCAGUGGAAGUAGAUGUCAUGAAAAUAAUGGCACGCAUUCGAUCAGGGUUACUUUCAUGUGAGUCAGUUUAAUGUUGCAUAGUGAUGCCUAUCGCUCCAUCAACACAUUGCAGCUGACGUUGCAUCACGCAAAACUGAAUGUAUCCUCGAAAGUGAUCUAUCAAGAAUGCACAUGGUCCAAUUAAGAGUGCUGUGUGUGAUGGGACGAACCAUGCAUUUAGUAUCCAUUGUGCUGCGCACAACAGCUGCAUCUAAUUAUACAGGGUCUAGUAUAAUUUAAAAUUAUAACACUUAUUACCUGAAAUGACUAGGUUUUACGUACAUGCUAAGGAUCGAGCGUUUAUCAAUUUCUGCAAACAUUCAGUAAAAGAAAUGUGAACUGUCAGACUACAAAAGAAAAGGAGCAGAAAAAGAAUACAUUCUUUCUUAAUUGGUUUUCUCAUCAUGUGAUCUGACAUUUCAGUUUCUUUCACUGCAUGUUUGCAGAAAUUGAUAGUAGAUGUGUCGGGGCAGGCAUCAUUUAGGACACAUUAUAGGCUGAUGAUGAUUAUCAGCACCUCGCAGAGUAGCCACAAGCCAUGGCCAAUGUUGCACUAUAAUAAGUGCAGCCGAUAUACGGCAAUUUAAUUGGAUACUAGUAGUGACACAAAAAUAUUAACUCACUUUUUUUUUUUACCUUCAUACAGCUGCCAACUCUGUAAUCAUAGUAUGGGGCCCCAAUUCCUCACACAACAAUAUAUCACCUGUUAAUGCAAUCAGUUCAAAACAUGUAUUGGCAUACAGUGUAUUGAGCAGGUCUCAUCGUUGCAUAGCAGAACUUGAGUAUGAUGGUCGAGUUUGUCAGAAGCCGCUGAUGCAUGUGUCAGUCAGCCUACCAGCACAGUGGUUGCACGCCACGCCAUGACUUUGUUGUUUAAAGUUGGGCAUGUGCUGCCAUAUCAGCCAUUCUUACCUCCUUCAAUUUGCACUUGUCUGCAUUCGACACCAGAUAAGCAUUCUUCUCUACUGUCUUUUCUCUCGGAAUGCGGAAUGUCGCUCUUACCUCCUCACCGCUGGUAAUUGUUCUAGUGCCUAAUAUGCUCAGCUUUCAGUGAUGCUGUCAUGGUGCACUCUACGACCACUGCGCCGUGCUGAUUGACCACCAUGUGCCAACGGUUUAUGAUGUCAUGUGACCACCACCUCCAAUUUCCGUGGUGUAUCUAGAAAACCUGCUCAACACAUUAUGUGAGAGAGCCACUCUCCACUUGGCUCAUGUUUCGAACUCCUCACAAUAAAAUAUAACCUAAACAAUGAUUUCUUGCACCUUCAAGGAGCCCCCCAUGCUGCAGUUAUUGAGUCAGCAGCUUCCUAAUAAAGUUAACAAUGUGGGACACACUGUGCAGCAUGUGCCAUCACUGUGAAAAGUGUACAAAGCGCAGUAUUUACAAGAGUGCAUUGCUGUGAAGCCUGGGCACAAAGCCUGUAAUUUAGAGUUUCAGUCUGCAGUCGCAUGUGUGACCAAUGCUGUGUUGUGCUCAUCUAGAGGUGCUUUUCCACAAAAACUCGCACAUUAUACACGUUUGAGGCUGAUUAGUACAUUAUGCACCUUCAUCAAUCUUGAUUAGGCAAACGCUGUGUUGUUCUCAUUUGUGUGUCUGCAGCGGCUAUUUUGUAUGCUCACUCAUUCACACCCCUGGCACUUCUGUUGAAGGAAAGUUAGCAAAAAAUGAAAUGCUGUUUUGUCUUCAAAAAUACAUUGUAAAAGCCCCCCCUUUUUUUAUUUUUUAACUGCUAGACGGCGCGCAAAAUGAUACAUGUUUGAAAGAAACACUUCAAUCAGUGAAUGGCAGUGGUCAAACAAGGGAUGUCGCUGGUGGCAACGUUUUCGACAAGUGGACUUGUCUUCGCCAGGACAACCCGGCCUGCUGUUAUUCUGUUCCCUAAGUAAACCUUCAGUUAUUCACAGUCGUUUUUGUGGCAGUCACGGUCAUACUACAGCAGACUAUGAUUUCUGUACAGUCAGUCAAGGUAGAAGCAAACUAUAGUGUUAUUAUUUAACUCUGCUGAAAGAAGUGUCAUUUUUGGUGUCACUUGCAGUCAACCUCCAUUCUAUUUCUCUCACCAAAACGGUGUCGUUUACAAAAGCGGUGUCAUUUUUAUUGCUUCUCUCUUGUGCAUUCUGUUCAGUAAGCAAAGUUUCGGUCAUGCAUAAUAGUUUUUCUGUCAGUCAUGGUCAGACUACAUCAGGCUGUGGUUGGUUCUACCUGUUUCUGCAGUAUUUUCUAAAGCAGUCGACUUGGAUUUUGCCUGUGUAACGUGUAUAUGUAAGCCUACCGGUCCCUCAGUAUAGGCUCUGAAAAGCAUUGUGUUUACCACUGUGCCGCUCUUGUACAAUACUGUAUGAUAUUUUGCAAGCUUGUGAGCAUUUUUUUUUUUCUCUUUUUAUUGAAGUUGUAUAGUCGCACGCUGGAACGUGUGAUAGGUAGAUCAAGAUGCAAAUGAAGCGAUACAUGAAAACCUGCAAUGCUCUGCGAUGUCAAGAACUGUCUUUGCACAAAGACUACGGAAUUCCCAUUUUUAUGUUGUCUUUGUGAAUAAAAAUACUGGGAACUAGCAA